Molecule: messenger RNA, 1725 nt
Organism: Letharia lupina
Lineage: Eukaryota; Fungi; Ascomycota; Lecanoromycetes; Lecanorales; Parmeliaceae
Exons: 6
Coding region: 1-1725 (574 amino acids)
Cellular component (GO): membrane; cytoplasm
Source: RefSeq, a predicted model, not a curated record
AUGCAUGCCGUCACGACUCUGUUUCUCUUGUACCUCACAAAAUGCAUCACCGCCAACACCACAACCGCCGCUCAACGAGCUCAGCAGAAAGCCGUUGCCGCCUGCCAAAACCUCACCCCCUCAACCACUAACGACGGCACUACCACUACCAUCCUACCCUUUCCCGAUCCAUCAUGCUGGGUCACUUUGGGCAUGACAGACUGGAUGAAGAACUGGAACACCAGCACCACAAUCUGCACAGCUACACAAAGCGUACUCACGCCAUGCCAAUGCCGAAUAUAUGAGCCGUGGGCAACGUGCUUCAUGCGGCUGACAUAUGAGAGAAACCGAACGGCUAGCUAUGUUUGUACGAAUCUGACCAAGCCGGAGGAAUGCACGGAGCCGGUACCUGGGCUUAUGGUGCCGGGGCCGGCAGAAAUAUUCUAUGGCGCUUAUAGUGUCAAGCAAGAAACUCUGGUAACUCAGACUUCUAAGCUAAUCAUGCUCUCCUCAGCACUUUUCAGCUACCUAAUAACCUGGCACACCUCCCUGACCUCCCCCAGCGCCCUACCCGCCAUAACAACCCAGCUUUCCCAAACCAAAACCAGUGCUCUCUCUGCCAACAACCUCCUCGUAGCCCUCGUCCAAGACUAUGCCGUCGAUACAUCCCGUGGCCAAGCUUUUAUCUCUGUCAUGACAAACGGGCCACUUCUCAGCAAGAAUGACGGCCGCACAAGGCCGACGCUGUCGAACGCGCAGGAAUUGCUUGGUCAGCUAUUGGAGCAAGCCUUAGAGGUCCUUACGAGCGAUUGGUCUUGCGGGGACUUUCAGACGAUGGCGAAUGGGGGGAUGUUGUUGAAUGGAACGCUAGAGACAACUGAGAUUUUGGACACGAGGUUGGGGCAGCAGGAAAAGAUAUAUCUUGACAACGCCCGUGGCCUCGCCCUCUGUCCUCGCGACCAGCUAAUCAUGUCCGUCAAAUUCGAGAAAGAGACUGUCAAGGACACUCCGAUUCCUGGAUUGGGAGGACGGAAACAUGAGAUCGUGCACGAGAUUGGCGAGAGGUUGACGGGAGGCGAAACGGCACGAGGCUACCUCGCUGCCUACCUCCAGCAGCUCCAAACCAACCCCUUGCGCACGAAAAUGCUCACAUCUGGCUCCCUCGCAGCUCUACAAGAAGUUCUCGCCUCUUGGAUCGCAAAAGAUGUUGGUCCAUCCGGCCAUUACGUCAACUCUCGAGUGCCGAAGAUGGCAGUGUAUGGCGCUUUCAUCAGCGCGCCGUUGGGCCACUUCUUGAUCAGUAUACUGCAGAGAAUGUUUUCCGGGAGGACGGGUCUGACCGCGAAGAUUAUGCAGAUUCUCGUUAGCAAUUUGGUCGUCGCACCCAUCCAGAACACAGUCUACCUCGCCUCCAUGGCCGUCAUCGCCGGCGCCAGGACCUUCCACCAGAUCAGAGCGACCAUCAGAGCCGGCUUCAUGCCUGUGAUGAAAGUCAGCUGGGUCGUCUCGCCGUUGGCAUUGGCCUUUGCCCAGAAGUUCUUGCCUGAGCAGACUUGGGUGCCUUUCUUUAAUAUUGUUGCCUUUGUCAUUGGUACCUGGAUUAACUCUCAGACUAAGAAGAAGAGACUUCAGGCUUUGAGGAGGAAGCACUAUGGCGACGAUGGACGAGGUGAUGGACGAGGUGAUGGGCGAGGUGAUGGGCGCAGCCAGUCGGGCAGAACCGACUAUUCGAAGCCUGGAUACUAG